Molecule: messenger RNA, 603 nt
Organism: Lachnellula hyalina
Lineage: Eukaryota; Fungi; Ascomycota; Leotiomycetes; Helotiales; Lachnaceae
Product: Oxidase
Exons: 2
Biological process (GO): mycotoxin biosynthetic process
Source: RefSeq, a predicted model, not a curated record
GUAAGAAAUAGCUCGAAACCGGAACAUGAUCAAACGCUAAGCUUGCGGUCUAUAGCACCAGCUGGAAACAUCCAAGCUCCAAUGAUUUACAACCAGACCUAUACUUUAGAGCCAACACCAGAGAUUAACGAAGCAUGGGAUGAUCUGUUCCCUAAAGGCAAAGGUUUUAUACAGCAUCCAGAAAUAUCCCCUAACAUCUCCGGAAUCGCAGUUUUCCACGAGCUCCAUUGCCUUGUAUGUGGUGUUUUCCCAUUAUCCUCCCCAUCCCAUUAUCUCCCUAUCUAUCUAAUACGCCUUCUACCUACCCAGAAUAUCCUACGUAUCGGUUUUUACGCCGCUCUGAAUGGCAAUAUCGAAGCUAUGUACGAGGUUCACGACCACAACAGUCGACCAGAUCCACACCAUCUCCGCCACUGUUUUGAUUAUCUUCGCCAAGCACUCAUGUGUGCCGCAGAUACAAAUUUGGAGCCUGUGGAUUUUGAGCUGGGUGGCGUGACGGGGUGGCGCUUUGAUAAGACGUGUCGGAACUUUGACGAGGUCAAGGAAUGGGCAGAAGUAAAUAGGAAGUGGGAUGAUCAGAUUAAGGAAUCUGGUAAGGUGUAG